Nothoprocta perdicaria is the source of this 730-nucleotide messenger RNA. RefSeq names its product receptor activity modifying protein 2 (gene RAMP2). Bases 1 to 699 code for a protein of 232 amino acids. Lineage: Eukaryota; Metazoa; Chordata; Aves; Tinamiformes; Tinamidae. The record is from RefSeq and is a predicted model, not a curated record. Gene Ontology annotation, molecular function: coreceptor activity. The transcript has 5 exons. Gene Ontology annotation, biological process: protein localization to plasma membrane; angiogenesis; intracellular protein transport. Gene Ontology annotation, cellular component: signaling receptor complex; membrane; cell surface.
AUGCUUGGGCUCCCCCCAGGCCUGCUGGAGGUUCUGGAAGGGCUGGGCCGCUGCCUCGACACCUACCGUGGCUGGAUCUCCCUCAUCUACAGCGACCUCUCCAACUGCACAGAGCUGUUGGCAGAGGUGCUGGGCUGCCCCUGGCCCAGCGCCGUGUUGGACACCUUCUUCAUGCAGCUCCACACCGACCACUUCAGCGGCUGCACCAAGGCUGGUGGCAGUGACGGUGAUGCCCUGCUGGGGCGGGCACUGAGCCCCCCUGGAGCCCAGGCCCAGACCCUCGCCCAGGAUGCCCACACCAGCCCGCCUGCCGCUGCCAUCAACUGGACUGCGCAGCUUGUGGAGGAGAUGUACGCCAACAUCUCGCAGCGCUGCUGGAAGCUCUUCGUGGAGCUCAUGGGCAACGUGAGCGCUCCGCAGCUCUGCGAGUGGAGCGUCAUCAGCAGGCCCUACAGCCUCCUGCAGUCCUGCCUGGAGGACUGGGCCGACCGGCUGAGCUACGGCUACCCCAACACGCUGGCCGAGAGCUACAUCUUCCAGAGCCACCACCACUACUUCCACAACUGCACGCCGCCGCACCAGGUGCUCGACCCGCCCGAGGACGUGCUGCUGGCCAUGAUCAUCGCGCCCAUCUGCCUCAUCCCCUUCCUCGUCACCCUCGUCAUCUGGCGCAGCAAGGACGGCAAGGCGCAGCCCUGAGCGCCGCCCGCCGCCCCCCCAUUAAAGAGCU